Molecule: messenger RNA, 3969 nt
Organism: Sitophilus oryzae (rice weevil)
Lineage: Eukaryota; Metazoa; Arthropoda; Insecta; Coleoptera; Curculionidae
Product: protein yippee-like 2
Exons: 6
Coding region: 393-737 (114 amino acids)
Source: RefSeq, a predicted model, not a curated record
UCAGUGUUCCUUUCCUGCCCGCCGCUGGCUGGUGUGUACCGGCUGUCGCUCACCGCCACAACGCGAUCCGUUUUACGAAAGCCCAAACGCGUAAUACCUUGGCCGUUCUGGUGUGGAAACUACAUUUUGCAAUUACAAACUUGGUUUUUGUGUUUUUCGCGGCUUGUUUCGAAAAACUUUUUUGGUGAUUUUUGUGAUUUUGAAUUAGUUGAUUUGGAAAGUUGUUUUUGGAUCGUUAGUGGUGACUGUUGAUGGAAACAUCAACAUCUUAAACUGUAGUCUACGUUCUAUCGUCAUGUGGUAGCGUGUGUACAAGGUGUGACGGGUCCGCAUGGCCCGCGGUAUCGGCCAGCCGCAGUACUCCCGCGCCCUGCGCUCCCUCCCCGCCCGCCAUGGUCAAAACGUUCCAGGCCUACUUGCCACAGUGCCACCGCACGUACUCGUGCAUCCACUGCCGAGCCCACCUGGCCAAUCACGAUGAGCUUAUCUCUAAGUCAUUCCAGGGUUCCCAAGGUCGAGCCUAUCUUUUUAAUUCCGUAGUAAACGUUGGAUGCGGACCAGCUGAAGAACGUGUUCUACUGACGGGUCUACACGCAGUAGCUGAUAUUUAUUGUGAAUGUUGUAAAACCACACUUGGGUGGAAAUAUGAGCAUGCCUUCGAAUCGAGUCAAAAAUACAAAGAAGGCAAAUUCAUCAUUGAACUAGCCCACAUGAUUAAGGAGAACGGAUGGGACUGACAGUACGAAUAGUGGUGCACCAGUGAACACCAUCUCUCAUCCAUUAUUUUCCUUUGUUGUACCAUCAAAAAUGUUCAAGAAGGACAAGCAAGCCACUAGUUAUAAACUCACAUUAAAUUGUAAUUUUUGUUUCCUAGAUUGGACCUAAUAUUUCAGUCGGUGUAGGUAGUUUAAAUUAACUUGAAAAUGGGGAAAUGGCGGAUGAUUAAAAAAAUAAAAUACUAUAUACAUUGUACUCUUUAAAAUAGUUUUUAAUAUUGGAAUUACACAAGACGACACUUAUAUAAGGUUAUUGUAAUGCAGUAAACACGUACUCUUAUAAAACAUCAGCUAUUUCUUCUCGAAACCAAUGACUGAAAUAUUAGCCGUUAAGUCGACGAUUUUAACUAUAAGUGAGCAUAUGAAGACUUGGUUGUAGUGCAGAACGCACUAGCAUUAAAGACACUUAUCGUAAAAGUGGAAUUUGUGACAAGAAGUUUUUGCGUCUUUAGGAGUAGGUAAUUUAAAGGUAUCUGUGGUAAUAAAAUUGACUUGGACUGUGACGCAGGCACCGAACAGAAAUUAUUUGUAUUUUAUUGCCACAAACGGUGUCUUAGCAAAUAAAUUAAGUAUUUAAACGUUUUUCACAAUGUCAAAAUAGACGCUAUAGUUAUCUUUAAGUAUCGACUCUUCACUAAUUCUUACCGUUUUCUACCCAUGUUGCAUCAGUAUUUCAAACGUAUAUAUUCAACAAGUUCUCGAGUGUGUUAAACAUAUGAUGUAGAUGGGAUUAAGCUUCUAGGGUUGGUUUAGCAAUUGUACAGCAGCUUAAAUAGGUAAAAAUUGAGUGUUGAGCUUCAACUACAAUGGGCUCUUGUCAACUAUUGUGCUGACUAUUUAAUGGCGCUGGUAAUAAGAAUCACGUGCGUGUAAAAACACAAUGUCUAAAAUAAGAGCCUUUACACAUCUAAGAAAACUAUUGCUGGAAAUAUCAGUGCCAUUUACUUUAGCGUUUCCUUCUUCUAGUCGGACUGUAUGGGAUCAAAGAAUGAGUGCAAUAUAGAUAAUCAGCUUAAGAGAGCAAUUUGAGAUACAUCAUAUAAAUAUUUUUUUAUUUGUCUUAUUUCGUUGGUUCUUGUGAGAAAAUAAUUUUAAUAUCGCAGAAUUUAAUAUUGUAAUAGUAUUAUUCAGGGUCUUUGAAAUGCAAAGUAAAUAUACAUACAUAUUUUCGAAAUUGACUAAAAAUAACUUCAGUGUUUAUAAGUGCCCACAAUAAUGAAUGAAAACAUUUCCAGAAUAUUCUAAGAUUAGAUUUGGCAUCCAAAUGUACUCAAGUAAAGCGUAAAAUUCGCAUACAAAACUUUUAGAUAUUUAACUUUCUUUAAAAUAAUUUAGUUUGAAUUUUAGUAAUUAUUGUAAUGUAAUAUAGGAUUACUAUAGAUAUGUGUACGUGGUUGGUACAUUCAUUGUGAUCUAUUAUUUUAGAAACAUAGUUACAAAGCAUCUAAAAUCAAUCUAAAAAUAUAUUUACUAAAAAACCAGUGGGUUAAAAUUUAAAAAAACAUUCAUAUUUCUAUAUAGUUUUUACUUGAAUGACUUGUAUGACAUGUAUCUAAAUGCACUUAAAAGUACAUUCAUUUAAAUACAAUAUUCUUAAAUCCAUAAACUACAAUUUUAAUUUUGGCGUUUUUUGACUGGAUUUUGCCACUUGUUGACAAAACAUUAAUGAAUAAAAUAUAUUAUGUACUGUGCUAAAAGUAUAAUUUUAAUCUGUAUUACUAUGCAUUUUUAUCUAUAAUUAAUUUUAUCGAAUAAAAAUAGGACAAUACACAUUUUUUUUUACUUGAAGACAGAUAUUUUGAUUCUUUAGUGAUUUUCUGGUGAGCAACAUCCUAGAAUAAGAAAACUGGACUAUAUUAUUUUAAAUAGGGCUGAAAUAAUAUGUUACAUACUCCUUGGUGUAUUUGUUGUUUCGUAUAAUUAAAAUGACAAAAAUUAUUUUCUCACAAGAACAAUAAUUUCAAGAAUACUGAAAAAAAAUCUGUAUUGUAUUUUUCUACAAAAUUAACAAAAAAAUACUUUUCUAAUAUAAAAUGAUGUUUCUUAACAGAUGCCAAAGAGAUUCCGAAUAUUACCGAGUCUCUGAUUUCAUCGCCAUAAUAUUAGAAUGAAACUCACAGUUUACGAAAACAAGGUCCAGCUUUUAGACAAUGAAUAAAGGAUACAAGGACGCGUAACGGGCAUAUAUGGGCUGUCGCAAAAUUUGUGAUGUUAGAUGCCAUUUUGUUGGAGAUAACGGAUGUGUCCCAGUAUGGAGUGUAGAGAUGUGGAAAAAUAUCUCUUAUGGGACUUUAUUUGAAAAAGUGGUCACAAAAAUAGAAAGAAUAAGGGUUCACCAAGUGACCACAGUGGCGCUGAUAACGCAUAAAUUUAAAAAAUGUAAAGUAACAAUAGAUAAGAGAAUAAAAGUAACAUAACCAAACAUUACUCAAAAAAGCUAUGUUUUUAUUUUUUAGAAUAUAUAAAACAAUUAUUUUUAUAUAUUAGAGGCCCAGUCUAUUGCUGCUGAAUAAAAAUCGAUAAUUUAUUUCAUGUGACAUGAAAAUAAAAUUUGUUUUUUUUUUAAACCCUCGUCUUCGGGUCAAAUAAUUAUCUCUUUUGAAUCAUUUUCACAUACAAGUAUUUUAAAUUUUAGGUUUUUGCUACAGCAGCGCCAUCUUAUGUCUUCCCUUUUUUAUGACCCUCCAUUUUUUAAUGCACGAAGAUAUUUCUCCUUAUCUCUACACUCCAUAGUCACCAGAGGCAAUUUUAGCGAUUAUUAAUAGUCUGUUGUGUGUAGUGAACUUUGUAUAAAUGUUAUUACAAUGGUUCAGCUUUCAAGUGUAAAAGCCACAACGAUAAGAAAGAGCCAGGAAUUAUUUUUAAAACAGUUAAUUUUCGGUACUCAACCUUUUUAGCGUUUUCUUAUUGAAUUUCAUAAUUAUUUUCCUGAAAUUAUACUAUGUAUGUAUGUCCUAACAUAUAUUAUAGUCCAUACUAGUUUUGUACCUUUUGUGAACGUUUUAAUACGUAUUUUACGUUAAAGAAGAAGCACCCACCAUGGGCGUAGGCGAAACAUUAAUCAAAAAUAUAAAUAAAUAAAGAUUAUUCAUAACUAAAUAAGUCUAAUAAGCGUAACAGUAACUAAUAAAUUAUAUUUUUAACAAUUUUCUCUUUACUUUUUUUUCUCUACUUUCGAUUUUUCGAAAUUAGA